This is a messenger RNA of Struthio camelus australis, 3931 nucleotides long. Lineage: Eukaryota; Metazoa; Chordata; Aves; Struthioniformes; Struthionidae. The record is from RefSeq and is a predicted model, not a curated record.
AUGACCGUGGAGGUGCAACGUUGUGAAGCGUUAAGAAAGAUGAGAAAGAGUAAGAAGGACACGAAGCGUGGGUGGUCAAACGCGCCGGCACAGGCCGCCUGGAGGGGUUGGGGGGUGCCCAGCGCGGCGGGCCCUGAGCAGCGUGCCGCCCUGGCCCGGCGACAAAAGUCUAUUCUUAUUAAAAUUAACUUAUGUCAUCUAGGCACAGAAGGUCCUGGUGUCAGUAUCUCAGAGGAGAGACAGAGUCCUGCUGAGAGUAGUGGUGUAACCAUCGUUUAUAAUCCUUAUGCUUCCCUGUCUAUUGAGCAACAAAGACAAAAGCUGCCUGUUUUUAAGCUAAGAAAUCACAUACUUUACCUAGUAGAAAGCUAUCAAACUCUAGUGAUUGUUGGGGAAACAGGAUGUGGGAAAUCAACCCAGAUUCCGCAGUAUCUAGCAGAAGCUGGUUGGACAGCUGAAGGAAGAGUUGUUGGGGUGACGCAGCCUCGUCGAGUUGCUGCUGUUUCAGUUGCAGGCCGAGUUGCCGAUGAAAGGGGUGCAGUGUUGGGUCAUGAAGUUGGAUACUGUAUUCGGUUUGAUGACUGCACAGAUCCACAGGCUACAAGAAUUAAGUUUCUAACUGACGGUAUGCUGGUGAGGGAGAUGAUGGCUGAUCCGUUGUUAACAAGGUACAGUGUUCUCAUGCUGGAUGAAGCCCAUGAAAGGACUCUUUAUACAGAUAUUGCCAUUGGCUUAUUAAAAAAGGUUCAAAAGAAGCGUGGGGAUCUUCGACUGAUUGUAGCUUCAGCCACCUUGGAUGCGGAGAAAUUCAGAGAUUUCUUUAAUCAAAAUGAGACCAGUGACCCCAGCAAAGAUACCAGUGUGAUCCUUACUGUGCAGGGGAGAACAUUUCCAGUGGACAUCUUUUACGUGCAGAGUCCUGUUCCAGAUUAUAUAAAAUCAACUGUGGAAACUGCAAUGAAAAUUCAUCAGACAGAAAAUGAUGGUGAUAUACUGGCAUUUUUAACUGGCCAGGAGGAGGUAGAAACUGUUGUUUCUAUGCUAAUAGAACAGGCUCGGGCCCUUUCUCGCACUGGAAUGAAAAAACACCUCCGUGUUCUCCCUAUGUAUGCUGGGCUGCCUUCUGCUGAGCAAAUGAAAGUGUUUGAAAGAGUUUCUCAGAGUGUCAGAAAGGUGAUAGUAGCCACCAACGUUGCUGAGACCUCUAUCACAGUUCAUGGCAUUGCAUUCGUAAUUGACUGUGGUUUUGUGAAACUUCGGGCCUAUAAUCCGAAAACAGCCAUUGAGUGUCUUGUGGUGGUACCAGAAUCUAAAGCUUCGGCUAAUCAGAGAGCAGGACGUGCAGGCCGGAACCGCUCUGGAAAAUGUUACAGACUUUAUACAGAGGAAGACUUUGAGAAGUUGCCGCAGUCCACUGUUCCUGAGAUGCAGCGCAGUAACCUUGCUCCUGUCAUCUUGCAGCUGAAGGCUUUGGGAAUUGACAAUGUGCUCAGGUUCUCCUUUCUUUCGCCACCUCCUGCACAGUCGAUGGUGCAAGCUUUAGAAUUGCUGUAUGCUUUAGGAGGUUUGGAUGUGCAUUGCCGUUUAACAGAACCUCUUGGAAUGAGAAUAGCAGAGUUCCCUUUGAAUCCUAUGUUUGCAAAGAUGCUUCUGGAAUCAGGAAAUUUUGGCUGCUCCCAGGAGAUUUUGACCAUUGCUGCCAUGAUGCAGAUCCAAAACAUCUUUGUGAUCCCUCCAAGUCAAAAAUCGCAGGCUGCCAGGCAACACAGAAAGUUUGCUGUGGAAGAGGGUGAUCAUCUCACUAUGCUUAAUGUUUAUGAAGCCUUUGUCAAACACAGCAAGAGCUCUCAGUGGUGUCAGGAACACUUUCUAAACUACAAAGGCCUUGUGAGAGCUUCUGUUGUAAGAGAACAGCUGAAAAAGCUUCUUGUCCGCUUUAAAGUACCAAACUCGUCCAGUGAAGGUGAUCCAGAUCCAGUUUUGAGGUGUAUAGUUUCUGGAUUCUUUGCUAACGCAGCUAAAUUCCACUCUACAGGAGCUUAUAGGACCAUACGUGAUGACCAUGAACUUCAUAUUCAUCCCACUUCAGUGUUGUAUGCAGAGAAACCUCCACGCUGGGUAGUCUACAAUGAAGUCAUACAGACCGCCAAAUACUACAUGAGAGAUGUGACUGCCAUUGAGUCUGCAUGGCUCUUGGAAUUGGCACCUCAUUUUUACCAGCAAGGAACGCAUCUUUCCUUGAAAACAAAAAGGGUCAAAGUAGAUGACAACUGAUUUGACAGUACUGAAGUCUUGUGACAUCAGAUGCAGAACCUACCUGUGAGGUGAAGCUGGCUACAGUCCAUUCAGCAGUCAGUUCAUUAGCAAUUUGGCCUUACAUCAAUUUACAUGUUUAAAUGCCUGUCAGGUUCUAUAGGGGUUUGUGCUUGACCAGUACGUUGUAAGCCUAUUGGAGCUUGCGUUGUGGACGUUCUGUUCCUUGCCUAAUUGACCACUGUUGUUAACCUGGGCAUGAGCUCAAACCUUGGGGAGGGAAACCGAGUCGCUAGAGCGGUACAGCUGCCUUACGAGAGUGGGGAGUGGGGUACCCUGCCUUCUGUUACCUGGAGCACUGUGACUACUACUGGCUAAACUGAGACUCGCUCCUAACAGGAGAUAGCUCAGGACAAUGAACUAGCCUUUGCAAUGCAAAGGGCUGCCAUGGAAACAUUGAUUUCAUGUGUUUGGCUGUCCCGAACUGAUGUAACUUGUGCUCCCAAGGAGUGAAAGUUUCCUGGUUGCCCCUAGUUCCCAUAUGCUGUAACAGUCAUUCUGUAGGUUGCAUCGUAUUUAAAAUACGUGGUUUCCAUACAUGAGACUUGCUGCUCGGAGAGGAGGGAGGAGGAUUAGCUCAGCCUUUUUGAGAAGAUCUUUAAAUUUUUCUCCAUCAGGGGACUGUACGUAUAUUUUUCACAAUUGUUCAUGUUCACAGGUGCAGCUUUAUUUAUUUGUAUUUUUUUUCUCCUCUACAAGAGAAAAGAUGCUAGCCUAUCACCAUUUGGAAAUCCCAGAAAAUUGUGACGGGUAUAUCAUGGAACACUGUUUUUAGCCUACGUUGUUCAGCAAAGAUGAAAAUGUUUUGUACUUUCCUAAUAACGAGCACAGUCCUAUAUAUUUUUUAUUAAGUAUCUGUUCUUUGCUGCUUGGGACUUAUCUUCUUGCUGCAAGAGAAGGAUGCUCCAAACAGUUGCUGGUUUAACAGGGACUCCAUGGCUACUUAUUCAUAAAAACCUGUACCUUUCUGUGUUUAAACAAGGUAGCUUGGAUGCCUUUAUUUAUUUUUUCCUGCCAUUUUAAUAUUUAUUUUAGAAACGCAUUGCUUGAAAGUUUUAUUUUUGUAAGGCAGUUGACUUGGUAGAUGCAUUUCUGGCACGUUAACUACAAUUGUAAUUUCAUUUUUUUAAAAAAAAGUAUGUAAAUAAGUGAAAUUUUCUACGUAGGAUGAAUGUCUUCCUCUUCUCAGGAUUGCCUUGAAAAUAUUCUUGGUUGUCUUUACCUUUUCCUUUUAAAACACCUGCAGAGAAUAACGUGUUCUGUUAUGUGCGAUACAUGGUCUAUGUACUGAUUACCAGCACAAAAAGAUGUACCAGUCCCAAUAUAGGGCACCAACAGCAUGACAAACUAUAUCACCUCCUUUUUUGUUUUCCUUGUGAACCUCAUCUUCUCUGUGUUACUUUCUUAGAAUGGAAGCCCUUUGGGGCAGGGACUGAUUCCUAGCCAGAGCCAAGAGCAUUGUUGGCACUUGCUAAAAAGAUACAACAUGCUUUUUUUUUUUUUUUUUCUUUUUUUCUCCUAAAGGAUCAGAGAAAGAAUUGAAUAUGAAGACUUGUAAAAUGUCCAUGUCUCUCUGUCCUCUGGAAAUAUUCUUAAGAAAAAUAAAACCCUUGAAUCA